This is a messenger RNA of Perkinsus marinus ATCC 50983, 4729 nucleotides long. RefSeq names its product DNA-directed RNA polymerase I largest subunit, putative. Gene Ontology annotation, biological process: DNA-templated transcription. Bases 1 to 4650 code for a protein of 1549 amino acids. Gene Ontology annotation, molecular function: DNA-directed RNA polymerase activity; DNA binding. The record is from RefSeq and is a predicted model, not a curated record. NCBI's taxonomy places the organism in Eukaryota, Perkinsozoa, Perkinsida, Perkinsidae. Gene Ontology annotation, cellular component: RNA polymerase I complex. The transcript has 32 exons.
AUGGGCCACGGUGAGGAACAGAACAGGGUCAAAGCUUUGGUCAAACAGCUGGGCCUAGCCCACAAUGAGGUUAAUGAUAACCUCGAAAAACUAGUUGCGAAGAACACUAGCUGGGGCAUAAGCAGCUCAGGUGAGAUACAAGCCUGGAACGACCUGGUGGCGGAGUUCGAGAAUGAGGUCUCUGUUGCAGUAUGCCCCAACUGCAAGGCUAAGUCGGAGCUUUUCCGCGUUGAUGGAUACAAUAAGAUCUUCCGGAAGCUUCGAGGCAAGGCCGCUGAGAAGUUCGUCACUCCAACCUACGUACGCAACCUCCUCCACAAGCUGUGGCGUGAGGAGAGGCAGGUCCUCGAGUUCUUGUUCCCGGCCUCGGUCGGUCGUGGAGAGGAUAUCUUCUUCAUGCAGAAUAUUGUGGUACCGCCUAAUAAGCUCAGACCUCUACGUUUUGGUGGUGACAGUGAUGACAAUCAAGGAUUCUUACCGGCCUCCACGGUCUGUUUGAAGAACAUCCUAGAGUCGAAUCUCCUGCUCAGACAGCUGCUUGAGACGGAUCAAGAGGCUUUGGAGAACCCAAAUGAGAGGGAGAAGGCUGGUGAUGCCUUGCCGAACCUUAUUUCGGAUGAGGAUGAGACUAUGAAGCCUGUUGACAACACUCCUCAGAGAGGGCCUAUGACUACUCUUGGAACUGCACUCAUUGACUUGCAGAAUAACGUAAAUAACUAUCUAGAUUCUGCUAAGAGCGGCAAGGCCCAGAACAAGGUCGUGGCAUUUGGUGUACGACAGCUUCUUGAGAGGAAGCAGGGUCUAUUCAGAAUGAAGAUGAUGGGCAAGCGUGUUAACUACGCUGCUCGUAGUGUUAUCAGUCCGGAUGUCUCUCUGGAGACUAACCAGAUUGGUCUCCCCAUGUUCGCGGCUCUACAGUUGACUGUGCCCGAGCCGGUCAACUCCUUUAACGUAGACUACCUGCGGGCGUUGGUGGAGAAUGGUCCCGAUAAGUACCCAGGCGCCGCUGCUGUAGUGUUCCCGGAUGGCAAGCUGGUGUCACUGAAGGGUCGACAACCUCAUCAAAGGAAGGCCAUUGCUAGGAGUCUAUAUCAGAGUACCAACCCAGAUAAGAAGCCUAGAGUGGUGCUCAGGCAUGUGAGGGAUGGUGAUCCUCUGCUGGUGAAUCGUCAGCCUACCUUGCAUAAGCCAGGCAUUAUGGCUUUGUUCGUAAAGGUGCUCAGUAAGGAGAAGACUAUCCGAAUGCAUUACUCCAACUGUAACACAUUCAAUGCCGAUUUCGAUGGUGAUGAGAUCAACUUGCAUUGUCCUCAAGACUCUAAUGCCAGAGCUGAAGCCAUCUAUAUAGCCUCUGCCGAUCACCAGUAUCUGGGGCCUACCUCUGGCAAGCCCCUUCGUGGUCUUAUCCAGGAUCAUGUUGUCUCUGGUGUGUUCCUCACUGCAAGGGAUCACUUCAUGAGGAAAACUGAAGUUCAGAACCUCAUCUACACUGCCAUGCGAGCCGCUAUAGAAGGCGAUACCUCGGGUAUUGCUGGGGUGCCCAAGGACUUUAGAAUUGUCAUGGAGCCUCCAGUCAUCGUAAAGCCACAGACAUUGUGGACAGGAAAGCAGGUCAUCACCAUCUUCCUCAAGAGUCUUAUCAAGUUCGCUACUCACAGUACGGAUAAAGCCAUCGUCAAUGGCUUUAAUCACCAUGCUAAGGCCAAGACCCCUGGCGAUCUCUGGGGUGGUGUCAGUGAUGGUAACAAGGAGGAGCAGAUGGUCACUAUCAGAGAUACUGAGCUCAUAGAGGGUGUCCUGGAUAAGGCUUCCUUUGGUGCUACGGCUAAUGGUCUUACACAUCUCUUCUAUGAGCUGUGUGGCCCUAAGGCUGCUGGACUACUACUCACUGGUAUGGGUAGGAUGCUCACCCUCUACCUCCAGUACCAUGGCUUCACUUGUGCUAUGAGGGAUCUUCUUAUCACUCCUGAGGGUGACGAGGCAAGGCUGCAGAUGUUGAGGAAGGCUAGGGAAGACUCCUGGAAUAAGAUCAGAGACUGGGUGAAUGAGAAUAGCCCGGAGGAGGCUAACGUCAAGACUCUACAUAAACUCCAGAAGGAGAUAGAGCGGAGUGGUAUGAACGAUCAGGCAAGUUGUAUGCAGCGGACCCUAAGGUUCAACACCCCAUGUUCGAAGAAACUCAUUGACAUCCUAUUCCCUAAGGGCCAGGUGUCUCCAUUCCCGGAUAACUGCUUCUCGGCUAUGGUCAGCACAGGUGCAAAGGGUUCGAAGGUGAAUCACUCAAUGAUUGACGCUAUGUUGGGCCAGCAGGAACUGGAGGGACAUCGUGCUCCUCGUAUGAGGAAUCAGCGAUUCCUUCCCAGUUUUGCCCAGUAUGAUAUCGGCCCGAGAGCUGGUGGUUACAUUACCGACAGAUUCCUCACUGGAUAUCGGCCACAAGAGUUCUUCUACCAUUGUAUGGCUGGUAGAGAGGGCCUUGUUGAUACUGCUGUGAAGACAGCAAGAUCUGGAUACUUGCAGAGAUGUUUGGUGAAGAACUUGGAGGGUAUUACUAUCAACUAUGACUAUACUGUUCGGGAUACUGAUUCAUCGAUCGUCGAGUUCCUUUAUGGUGAGGAUGGUAUGGAUGUGACCAAGGUCAGCCAUUUGGAACAGUUCGAUGUGUUGGAUGAGAACUCUGCCUUCAUGGCCAAGAGUGCUGCUGUCGCUAAGGAGGAGGCUAAGAUGGAGAGCAACUUGCCGGCCCUUUAUCGGAAGUGGGCGGAGAAGCCUCAGAGUGGCCGAAGGACCAAGGACCUCGUGAAGGAGGUUAAUGCUAGCGAUAAGCUGCGAGACGAGGAGAAGGAGCACAUCGCGUUUGUGGUGAAGGAUACUCAUACGAACGGAGGCAAGGCUCCUCCUAUGAACAGCAUGCUACCCCCAUGGAGGUUCACUGGUGCUAUGUCCGAGCGAGAGGAGAAUGCAUUGACGGAGUAUCUCUCCCAUAGACCGGAGGAAUUGGAGAAGAAGAUGCCGACUGAGGAGUUCCGUGAUGUUAUCAUGCAUAAAUACGCUAGGACCCUCGCGGAUCCCGGUGAGGCUGUUGGUACCUUGGCUGCUCAGGGUAUGGGAGAGCCCUCUACCCAGAUGACCCUGAAUACCUUCCAUCUUGCUGGUCAUGGUGGUGUUAACGUCACACUAGGUAUCCCUCGACUGAGGGAGAUUGUACAGACCGCAUCUCGCCACCUGGAAACCCCUGCUAUGGAAUUCCCUGUGCUCGGGGGAGUUAAGGUUGCUGAGGAGCUCAAGGGUAAGAUGACACGAGUGUCUCUGAAGGACGUGGUUGUGGCGACUCACGUGUUGGAGUCGGUAACUGCGGCCCAGCCUAGUGGAGAGACCAUGCGAACCUACGAGCUUGUGGUUGAACUGGUUGACCCCGUUAUGAUCCAGAAAGCAUAUCCUAGUUUGUCACAGACAGCCAUUGCUCACUUCCUGGACCAUGACUUCCGAGAUAAGCUCAACUCAAAUCUCAAGAAGUUCAUCAAGAUAUCUGAGAGCACCUCUACUAUCACAUCACGUAAGGCCCAGCAAGAGGAGGGAGCAGCUGAUGUGUUCAAUGAGAUUCCCGAGGAUGAGAAUAAUGCUGAGCAGAAGGAUCAAGGCGACGAAAGCCAGAACGUCACUCGUACACUAGCCCAGCGUGCUCGAGCUACCGAUGAGGAGAGGGAGGCCGAGCUUGAUAGGAUGGAGGCUGCUAGCGAUGCCGAUGAUGCUGAUGAAGGACAGUAUGAUGACCUUGUUGAUGACGCAGCAGCAGGUGAUGAUGAUAAGAAGGAUGAUGAUGAGGCCGAGGAGGACAACGAGACCCCCGUAGCUGAGGAGGGCACUCAAGGACCUGCACUUGGAGGGCAGACUACUGCUGAGGAGUAUCAGGUCUCCAAGACUAAGAACUCUACUGAAGUCAUCUUCAACAAGUCUGGACGUCUAUACGGCCCGAAGUUUGUUCUCCGUUCCCGACCACUUGAGCUCUCCCAGGGCAUCUCUCGGAAGAUUCUUAUCCUGGAGGCUGUCGCAGAUCUUUGCUCUGAUCUAUACAUCCAGCAGACCCCUGGCAUCACCAGCGUCCAUGUGGUGGAGCCCCGUCCUGGUCAGUCAGAUAAGGUCACGAUUGAGACUGAAGGUGUUAACCUCGAUAUUGCAUGGGGCCUUGAUGGCAUCGACCAUGACCGCAUAGUCACCAAUGAUAUCGGUCUUAUCUUGGAUCGGUAUGGUGUAGAGGCAGCACGUGCGGCUAUAGUUCAAGAGGUGCUCCGAGUGUUCGGUCACUAUGGUAUCGGUGUCGACCCCAGGCAUUUGAUGCUCAUCUCUGACUACAUGACUCAUCAUGGAGGGUUCCGUCCCUUCAGCCGUAGAGGUAUGGAGGCUCACGCAUCCCCAUGGCUGCAGAUGACAUUCGAGACUAGUGUUAACUUCCUCACUAAGGCCUGUAACAAUGCGCAGUAUGAUACCUUAAAGAGUCCAGCUGGGUCCAUCAUCGUCGGCAAGCAGGCCAGUGUUGGUACUGGAUGCUUCGAUCUACGUAUGGAGAUGCCCAAGAGUGUACGGGGGCUUGCUAAGGAUGAGCUGACUACUCAGGUCAAGAAGCCGAAGAAGGAAUUCGUCUUCGCGUGAUAUAUAUAGGAGGUCGGCCAGUGGUGUUGUGAAGGUCGUUAACGUAUUUACCAAGAGAGCUCCGAUUAUGCUCGCUACU